AUGAAAAAGGCUAACUAUUUUGAGUGCGGGGAGCGGGGAUACUACAGGAGAGAUUGUCCCAAGUUGAAAAAUAAAAGAGGAAAGCAACCAGAGAGUUCUGUGAAUAUUGUUGAUAGGUUUAAUAAUUCUGAUGACAGUGAUAGUGCUGGAGAAAUUUUAUCUGGUGUAUGUAACAUCAUAUUAAGGAUGUUUGAUGGGAUUGUCAGAACUAUGGAGUGUUGGCAUGUUCCAGGACUGAAGAAGAACCUGAUUUCUCUUGGGACACUAGACUCUCAUGGAUACAAAUACCAUGUAGAGAAUGAAAUUCUCAAAGUGUGCAAGGGCUCUAUGACCAAGGUGAAGUUCAACAAAAAGGCAGUGCACAAGACCAGAGGUACAAUGGAUUACAUCCAUUCAGAUCUAUGGGGUCCUAACAGAAUUUCUUCCAAGAACGGUGCUAGGUCACCUGCUGAUUUCUUUCAGUUGAGAGUGUUUGGUUGUCCUGCUUAUGCUCAUAUGAGGGAUGGUAAGCUUGAGCCGAGGGCAAAGAAAUGCAUAUUUCUAGGGUAUGCAUCUGGAGUGAAAGGCUAUAGAUUGUGGUGCAAUGAUACAAAGUCUCUAAGGUUAAUAAUCAGCAGGGAUGUGACAUUUAAUGAGUCUGCUUUAUUGGAUGGUCAGAGGGAGAAGUCAAUAUCAGAAUCAGAUCACGUUACUGAGAUAGUUGAUGUGCAUGAACCAAGCAAUUAUAGGAAAGCUAUUUCUUGUUCAGAUGCAGAUCAAUGGGUUGGUGCUAUGGGUGAAGAAAUUGAAUUGCUUCACAAGAAUCAAACUUGGGAGCUUGUGACAUUGCCUAAGGGACAGAAAGUGGUAGGCUGCAAGUGGAUUUUCAAGAAAGAGGAAGGCACUCCAGGGAUAGAAGCACCUAAAGGCUUUGCUCAAAGAGAGGAAAUUGACUUCAAUGAAGUGUUCUCUCCAGUUAUGAAGCACAGUUCCAUCAGAGUCUUUCUUACUAUGGUUGCUCUUCAUGAUCUAGAGCUUGAGCAAUUAGAUGUGAAGACAGUAUUUUUGCAUGGUGAGUUGGAGGAGCAAAUUUAUAUGAGUCAGCCUGAAGGAUUUGUCAUUCUAGAUGACAUGCUUAUUGCUGCUAAAAGUAUAUCACAAGUUAAUAUACUGAAAAAGCAGUUGAGUGAUGAGUUUGAGAUGAAGGAUUUGGAUAUGUCACCUAAAACAAAUGAGGAGAUGGAGCACAUGUCCAGUGUUCCUUAUUCUAGUACUUUGGGUAGCAUCAUGUAUGCUAUGGGUACUACAGAUGUUGGUCUGACAUUCGAUAGGGCCAAGAUGAGUGAUUCAGUUGUUGGCUAUGUGGAUUCAGAUUUUGCAGGGGACUUAGACAAGAGGAGAUCUCUGACAGCGAGGCCAGCAGCACCACUCCUGCAAACCCAAAGUUUCACAGAUCUCCUCCAACACACAGUGCAGCCAUGCCGAGCCCAACCAAAAAUCCUGAAGGUGAGCGUGGAGAGUACGAGCAUCGUCAAGCCCAAGUAUGCAGGCAAUCUUCCACCCACCACUCCCCAUGUCCCCCUGAGCGUAUUCGAUAAAGUAACCUACGACAUGCACAUAGCAAGCAUCUACGCCUUCCGUGCACCAACUCCUCCCAAUUCUGUCAUGCAGAAUGGCCUCACCAGGGUGCUCUCUGAGUACCGGGAGUUCGCCGGUCGGCUCGGGGAGGACGCCGAAGGGAACCCUGUCAUCCUCCUCAACGACGAGGGCGUGCGGUUCGUCGAGGCAUCGGUGGAUUCCACUCUGGACCAGGCGUUGCCCUUCAAGCCCUCGUCGGCAUUGCUAAGCCUGCACCCUGAGGUGCAUGGCGUGGCGGAGCUCCUCCAGGUCCAGCUCACGCGGUUUGCAUGCGGCUCUCUCGUGAUGGGGUUCACCUCGCACCACCGUGUCGCCGAUGCCCAUGCCGCCAGCAACUUCUUGAUCGCAUGGAGCCUCGCAACGCGGGGCCUCGACGUUAGCCUCGCCGUGCACGACCGGUGCACGUUCUUCACCCCUCGCCUGCCGCCUCUGCUGGAGGAGUUCGAGCACCGAGGGGUGGAGUUCGCACCCAAGAACCAGUUUGGCGCUGAAAAGGCUGAUCCUCUCAAGGACAACAUAGUCGUCUACAAGGCUCACUUCACGAAGGAAUUCCUGACCAAGCUCAAGGCCCGGGCUUCGGCAGGGGCCAGCAAGCCUUACAGCACGUUCGAGAGCCUCAUGGCUCACCUGUGGAGGGUGGUCACCAAGGCUCGUAGGCUCCACGAGUCUGAGACCACCCACGUCCGGAUCUCGGUGAACGGGAGGAGGAGGAUGAACCCACGCCUGCCGGACGAGUACUUCGGUAACGUGGUGUUAUGGGCAUACCCCCGAGCUAAGGUGCGGGAGCUCGUGGACAGCCCGCUGCGGUAUGCGGCCGAGCUCAUCCGCGACGCCGUCGCGAGAGUGAACGACGCCUAUUUCAAGUCGUUCAUAGACUUGGCAAGCUCGGGGGUGGUGGAGAAGGAGGAGCUGGUGCCGACGGCCGACGCAGACAAGUGGGUGUUGUGCCCUAACGUGGACGUGGAUAGCUGGCUGAGGCUGCCCUUAUAUGAUCUCGACUUUGGUGGUGGAGGUCCAUUCUAUUUUAUGCCAUCGUUCCUGCCUAUCGAGGGAGUGAUAUUCCUCGUACCUUCCUUCAUCGGAGAUGGAAGCAUUGAGGCCCAUGUCGCCUUAUUCGACUACAACCAAGCCUCCUUCAAACAAAUAUGUUACUCUUCGGAGUAACCAGCAAGCGCAGCUGAUAUCUGCAAUAAAAAUGAUCAUUUCGUAACAAAAAUAAUUUACUACGAAGCAUGAUUUGUUGCUAUUAAGUAUAAUAAAGUCAUGAAAUAAA
Messenger RNA from Elaeis guineensis (African oil palm), 2890 nucleotides. The record is from RefSeq and is a predicted model, not a curated record. Lineage: Eukaryota; Viridiplantae; Streptophyta; Magnoliopsida; Arecales; Arecaceae.